Messenger RNA from Didymodactylos carnosus, 654 nucleotides. NCBI's taxonomy places the organism in Eukaryota, Metazoa, Rotifera, Eurotatoria, Philodinida, Philodinidae. The record is from the annotation of a GenBank genome assembly.
AUGGUACAUUCUACAGGAUCAACCAGUGAAACAGUACAUGUAGUCAAAGAACUUAUCAAAAUAUUUUCAGACAAUUAUCAAGAGACAAAACUGAAAGUAUUAAUUUUAGAUAAGACAUCAGCACAAAGUUUAUUUUUUGAAUUACGAGAUGUGAUUGAAAAAUAUAAAAAAGUAGGGGAUAUAGAUCAACAAAGUAAUUUUCGAGAUCAAUUAAAAAGGUUUAAAAAUUUAAUUGAAGAAAAUAUGCAAAAACCAACACUAAAUCAUGAAAUCGUUUUAAUAAUUGAAAAUUAUUUAUCAGCAAUACAAGAAGAUUAUAAAUUACUUGGAAAUUAUGUCCAAACUUUAGAAGAAAUAGAACAACAAAGUCUAAAUGAAACGAGUAAAAAUAAAAUUAAUGAUUUAAUUAUUCGAGGUGUUGAAGAGAAAAUACCAAAUUUGAUUUAUUUUGGUCAAAAGAAUUCUAACGAUAAUAAUAAGAAAUUCGAAAUCGUUAAGAAAUUUUAUGGUUAUUUUAUUAAGUAUAUAUCAUACGUUAGAGAAGCAGUAGAAAACAUACUCAGUGAUAAUAAUUAUCGUUUGAAGUUAAAAAGUUUACAAUCAAAAUUAUUAAACACGGAACCAUUUGAUUUGAAAAUUAUUUUUCAAGAAUAA